AUCAAGAUAAUUUCACAAGUUUUCUGGUCUCGUUUCUCUCUUCCAAAAACCCCUCAGAACCUACCCAGAUUUUGUUUCUUCUCUCUCUCGUUCUCUCUUGUUUUCACGAGUCGAACCCAAUCCAUCUUCCUCGUCGUAUAUUAUUCUCUUUCCAUCUCAGUAAAACGCUUAUGGCUGAAGUUGAUCAAAGCUUUGUUGAGCAUGAAGAGGAACAGGUACAAGAACCUGAAAACUCGGAGGAGAAUUUGAACUUGGAGCAGAAUUUGAGCUUGGAGCAGAGCUUGAACUUGGAGCCAAACUUGAACUUGGAGCCGAACUUGAACUUGGAGCCUGACUUGAACUUGGAGGAAAAUGCGGAAGAGAACUUGGAGGAGCAGAAUUUGCAACAGGAAUCACCACAUCAACCAAAACAAGAACAUGAAGAUGAGGCAGUGGCUGGAGGUGUUGAAAAGAAGUGGCCUGGAUGGCCUGGAGAGAGUGUGUUUCGGAUGUUGGUGCCUGCACAAAAGGUUGGUAGUAUAAUAGGACGUAAAGGGGAGUUCAUAAAAAAAAUAGUUGAGGAGACAAGAGCUCGUAUCAAGAUACUUGAUGGUCCUCCAGGGACAACAGAGAGAGCUGUAAUGGUAUCUGCGAAGGAGGAGCCUGAUUCUUCUCUUCCACCUGCUAUGGAUGGGCUUUUGAGGGUCCAUAAACGGAUUGUUGAUGGUUUGGACGGUGAUUCAUCUCAUGCACCUACAGCUGUAGGAACCAAGGUUUCAACAAGGCUGCUAGUCCCAGCCUCUCAAGCUGGAAGUUUGAUUGGAAAACAAGGCACAACUGUCAAAUCCAUUCAAGAAUCUUCUGGUUGUGUUGUUAGAGUUCUUGGAGCAGAAGACCUUCCAGUCUUUGCUCUUCAAGAUGAUAGGGUUGUUGAAGUUGUAGGAGAAGCAGCUGGCGUGCACAAAGCAGUGGAGCUAAUUGCGUCUCAUCUUAGGAAGUUUCUAGUGGACCGCAGUAUAAUUCCAUUAUUUGAAAUGCAUAUGCAAAUGUCUAAUCCUCAGAUGGAUCACAUGCCACCUCAUCAAUCCUGGGGUCCACCCCAAGGUGUUCCUCCAAAUGCUAGUGGAGGUGCUGGUUUUGGACACAAUCCUCAGUACAUGCCACCUCCCCGGCAACUGGACAAUUACUACGCUCCUGCUGACAUGCCACCUCCUAUCGAGAAACAGCCACAUCAGGGUAUCUCUGCCUAUGGAAGAGAAGCCCCAAUGGGUGCCCAUGCAUCAUCAAAUCCCCAGAGUGCGCCAUCAAUGAUCACACAGGUCACGCAGCAAAUGCAAAUUCCGCUAUCUUAUGCUGAUGCUGUUAUUGGGACAGCUGGUGCAAGUAUUAGCUAUAUUCGACGUGCUAGUGGGGCAACUGUCACCAUACAGGAAACUAGGGGUGUUCCUGGUGAAAUGACAGUUGAAAUAAGUGGAACUGCUUCUCAAGUUCAAACCGCUCAGCAACUGAUACAGAAUUUUAUGGCUGAAGCUGCAGCACCAGCUCAGGGGCAAACAGGUGGGGCUACUGACCAAGCUUAUAAUCCUUAUGCGGCUCAUAGUUCUGUAUAUGCAUCACCACCAUCCAAUCCAGGACAUGCGGGCCAUACUGGAGGCUAUGGCUCUGUUUAUGGUUCAAAUUAUGGGUACUAAGUAGGAUUGUUUGAGUUUGAUGUCAUCUUUGGGAUAAAAAAACUAUAGAAAAUUUAGAUGGUGAAACUGAAUUGGUUUAAAUUGUGGACUGCUGUAGUGUUGUACUCUGCUUAAUUUCAUGAGGUUAGAACAAACUAAACAUUUUAGUUUUUUGUCUUGUGCAUUAGGCUAACCGUAGGGUUGAGCCAGUACAAUAGUUUUGAAAAUUUUUUAAACCUUUAUCUCC
Theobroma cacao (cacao) is the source of this 1896-nucleotide messenger RNA. RefSeq names its product RNA-binding KH domain-containing protein (gene FLK). The record is from RefSeq and is a predicted model, not a curated record. NCBI's taxonomy places the organism in Eukaryota, Viridiplantae, Streptophyta, Magnoliopsida, Malvales, Malvaceae. Gene Ontology annotation, molecular function: RNA binding.